AUGCGCUCAACCUGCGCGCUGUUGCUGCUCUCCCUCCUUCCCGCCACUCUCGCCCAGGAUUCCGAUGGCUAUACCGGCUACAACCUCACUCUAACUGGCGACAAUGAUUCCGCCUACUACGAGACCGCCAACACAGCAGCCAACACCUCGAAUCCCGACUAUCCUCCACCAGAUGUCUACCUCAAUGCGUCUGUACACGUUGGCGAGAUCUUUAUCCUCGUCCGCGAACUUGAGGCCAAGGUCAACAUCGACGCACAAGUCCUGCAACUCCUCGAAUUCAACGCCGGUGUUGACGUCUCGGUCGACCGUAUCCGCCUGCAGAUCCAAAACGUAACCGCCAAGGUCGAGCUGACCGCCCGCCUCUCCAACCUGGUAGCCAUGGUCAGCAGCGUGCUCGACUCGGUCGACCUCAAUCCCAUCCUCGCCGAGCUGGGCAACCUAACCGGCGGCAUCAUUGGCGGUGUCGGCGACGUGAUCGGCGGCGUGAUCGGAGACGGCGACUCCGGCAGCAACGGCACCGUGGACGGCACCACCGGCACGCUGGCCGAACGCAGCUUCUCCAGCCAGCUGGCGAACGGCAUCCUCUACUCGAUCAACGACUACGGCGGCAACGUGCACACGAACCGCGUGCUCUCGCAGGACGGGGACCUCGUUGACCAGAGCCUCGAUAACGGCGGCAUCGUCUACAAUCAGCGCGUCGUCGGCCGCUUCGACACCGACAUGGAGUUCACGGGUCGCGAACGUGAGGGUGUCAUCUUCGACGGCCAGAGCGUCACCGAGCGCGAGUAUAUCUACCGGCCGUUCCCUGGCAUCGAGGUCAUCAGCCAGGUGUUUACGAACGAUGCAGGCGAUGUGGUGGCAACGAGGCUGAUUAGUGAGCUGGAGGGUGGAGGUAGCAGCACGAUCAGCAAUGAUGACGAGGCGGAGCAAUAA
Molecule: messenger RNA, 933 nt
Organism: Cyphellophora europaea CBS 101466
Lineage: Eukaryota; Fungi; Ascomycota; Eurotiomycetes; Chaetothyriales; Cyphellophoraceae
Exons: 1
Coding region: 1-933 (310 amino acids)
Source: RefSeq, a predicted model, not a curated record